Messenger RNA from Botrytis sinoallii, 1334 nucleotides. RefSeq lists its product as uncharacterized. The record is from RefSeq and is a predicted model, not a curated record. The transcript has 4 exons. Lineage: Eukaryota; Fungi; Ascomycota; Leotiomycetes; Helotiales; Sclerotiniaceae. The coding region runs from base 1 to 948 and encodes 315 amino acids.
AUGGCUAUCCUGAAAUCUGUUCCUGGUAUUGAAGUCAGUAUCUGUGUUGACAAUGAACCGCUAAUCGAACACACCGAUCGGAACGCGAAGGCCGAGCGGAGUACCGUCUUGAAAUACGUCGAGGUGGUGCCAGAUAAGGAGUUCACGAUCAGAAUCACUACUGAAAAAAGCUAUAAAUGGACUAGUCCGUACAUUGUUCUGAACAUAAUGGUUGAUGGUGUAGACAUCAGAACCCUUCCUUUCGGCCGCCAGGAGUUCGAGCAAGACUGCCAGGCAUCUUCAUCACACGUUCACGAGUGUAUUGGGUCUUACGGCAUCGAAAAUGAACAGGAGGUAGUUAGCCCUUUCAAAUUCUCCAAGUUGUCUGUGUCCCACAGCGAGGAAUUGAGAGAUGAAAUUGAGAAUGAUGUAUCGCACCUCGAAAAGACGGGUGAAGUAAAAGUCGGCCUUUAUCGAGCAAAGUCUGUCAAGAAGCUAUCUGCAACCCAAGCGCGCAAGUAUUGCCCGACCUUUUGGAAGCAGCCCGAGUUGAACAAUCACUUGAUGAAAGACGUUCACUGGGACGCGAUCAGUGGAAGUUUGGAAAGCCAGUCUCACAUGGCCACCCUGGGACCUGCUAAGCCCGCCGGUGAAGAUUCAUGGAUUAGGAAUGUGUACGACAUCAAAUAUAUGGAUUUCGAUCGAUCUAGGUCCGUUAAACCCCAGGGAGUCUUCAAGUUGAGGUAUCGUUCUAAAGAAUCUCUUAAGGCCCUUCUUGUUAUCCGCUGGGAUGACGCAGCGAUCAAGAGGGAGCCUAUGAUCAAGAUCGAAAGCGACAAUGAAGACGUGGUCAAAAACGUGGCCGAAGAUGCGGCCAAAUCUAUUAUCAAACGAGAACGCGAUGAAGGUUUGGUCGAGUCAUCUAUGCCUGCUGCCAAAAGAGCUCGAUCGAGAAGAAAUAAACAGUAGUCAAUACAUAGCGAUCAGUUGUAUCCAGACGUGAAGAUUGUGGGACAUGAAAGCUUAGCGGUGACCCUGUCUCAUUUUCUAUUCUUUAGCAGGAUUUCCUUGGACGAAAUGACCAUACAUAGGUACCAGCAAAAGAGUAUUGCUAAAGCAGUAUUUAUCUCACUUGAACUCGGACUUUUCAUCUAGCAAUAACAAUCCUUCCUCAACAUCCUAAAAGAGAUCCACCUACAAUCUCCAUCCCCAUCUACAUCCCCGCGUUUCAUAUCAAUACCUACUAUUCAACAUUCCGAUAGCGCAGUAGGGGAUUCAAAUUUGCCUUGAAAGCCCCAAAGAAUCAAACGAGAUAUCAAGUAAACGAGAACAUUAAUAUCAUCUCAAUCUACAAG